Molecule: messenger RNA, 3357 nt
Organism: Lachancea lanzarotensis
Lineage: Eukaryota; Fungi; Ascomycota; Saccharomycetes; Saccharomycetales; Saccharomycetaceae
Gene: CAF130
Product: LALA0S06e06568g1_1
Exons: 1
Coding region: 1-3357 (1118 amino acids)
Source: RefSeq, a predicted model, not a curated record
AUGGUAGGUAAAAAGAGGAAUGCCGUGUAUUCUGAACCUUCAAAAGGACCCUCAGCAGGUAAUACGCCUGGAAAGAACGGUGCAAACGAGUCGGAGUUACUCAAGUCUGGUCUACUGGGGAAUGUACAAGAAAAGUUAAUGUUGGCGCUGUUUACCACUCGGCCCGGUCAUGAUAUCCUGGAUCUAUACUACGGACUGUCUUGCGGUCAUGUCAAUCUUCAUCAAUAUAAGAAGUGGCAAAGCGCGAAGCAUCGUGGCACUUCGGAUGAUGAGCAUUACAAAAAUAUGGUCAAAAAAUGGACCGAAUCAUAUACGUAUAUUUGCAAGUUGAUGGACUUUCUGCUGCAAAACGAGCUGGAGUACAUGGACUAUACCUCAUACCGCGAACCAGUGCAUAAACUGUCGCUGCGAUUCUUGUUGGAUGCAAACACAGAGGUGCUUAUAGUGGACGACGAUUACAACCUGAUGUUGGAUUUUCUUCUUCAUUGCCGACCCAAGAUCGAGCAAGCACUUAAUCAAGGAAAUCUGCCGUCUUUGCUUUUCAAGGCAGCACGCAAAAAGCAGCGCAUCUAUCAAUUGAGCGGGAGAUACACAUGGUACACUCUAAAUGCCCAAGAGUUUAAUAAGGCUUCAGACAUCGUUUACAAGUAUUUAACGGUCCUAACCGACAAGCUCACCGCUCAACAAGAUUUGAUACCGCGACUGCAACCAUUUUUCGACGUUAUGAACUCUAAUAAAAUUGCCCAUUUCUCUAGGGUAGACAGUGCUAGUUCAGAAAUACUUGAAAACGACUCGGGAAGUGACACAGAAGAUUGGCCAGUCAAGAAGGGCGGUGCCUUCCAAGAUCGCGUGUAUUCAUUUGACUUGAAUGACGACGGUACUUUGGAGACUCUCAACGUCUUCAGUCGAACCCGGAAAAGGCAUCAAACUCUUUACUACGUCCUGCGACUGCACGAACAAAAUUCAUCUCCACUUUUGAAAGCCCAAUUCUACACUUUGUGCGCCUUGCUGGAUCCUGUAACUCAGCCAAUACCGAACGAUUCACACAUCAUUUCGAUUGACUUGCUUUCAGACAUGUUUUUGGGCCUUCUAAGCAAGGAGAUCGAAACUCUCUCAUUAAACUGGCGUUUCCAUAUUUGCUUCAAUCUUUACAAGAUCGUGCACGCAUCACUACGACGUCUCAAUUGCGAUAACUUCGAAAGACUUAACUCGGUCAACAAUAGCGACGAUUCUGUUGACUGGAGGAGAAAUCUCCAUAAGUGGCUCCCGCAAGGCUUGAAUACACAGGAUCUUGAGCUGGUUUACAUGGUGGACCUCUUGGCGGUGUAUCUUCUCUACAAACUAUAUCGUGACUUGCCAGUCCAGAUGAACCCUUUCCUAGGUCCAAUGAUAUCACUUUGGAAAAACCUUACAUUUGUGGUCCUACUCGGUCUUGAGAUUGAUCGAUUCGAAGAGGAGCAGGAGACCUAUACAACUCCCGUGAUCGUUCGUGCCACUAUCAGAGGAGCUUCGGCGCUAAGAAGCGUUGUGGCUACCAUUUUGAAUGGCCAUGUGGACUAUAAACGUCACGACUUCAAGCAUGAACCUAUAAACAUAUUCAUGUCCCCACACGGGCGCAAGCUCUGUCACGGUGCCUUAUACACAGAUGUUCGAUCGCAUGCGGCGGCUAUGUUAGCUCUAGGGAUUGACCUUGAGGACGUUACAAGCCUAUUGAGCGAUUUGCAACCAGGAGACAGAUUCGACGAGGACGUCAAGUACAUGUUCGACUAUGAGUAUGACAAUUACAAUGAGGUAGAUACCGAAGAUCUGGAUGACGAAGAGCUCGAAGAUGCAGAAUCUCGUGAGAGGAUCAAGGAAAUGAGGGCCUAUUACAAAAGGUGCCACUGUCGCUUUGACGACGACGAGCUGUUACCUGAUGAUGAGGAAUGUUUUGAAUCAACCUCGGCUAAAGUAAGGAGUUUCCGUGAAGCUCCACCAGAAAGUAGGGUGAGCUUGUCGUCCAGUGGCAAACCCGUUGCCCAGAGGUCAAGACGAGAUGGUGUUGAAUUUGAUUUCAACGGGCGAGAUUGGAGAGAUAUUCCUCGUGGUAUGAAUUUCUACUUUAAUGAACUCUACCCAUUCGAGCCGAAUCUGAGCAUCGACAUCGCAGGACCCUUAAUGAAGAUCGCGGGAGAACGAAAGUUGUCGUUUGAUGAAGGGAAAUUGCUCUUGACAAUGACGGCCACUUGCGUUGCUCGAGAGCAAGAACAAACUGUCCUCCAGUCUGCUGUCUCGAGCCAAGGAGAUCAAGAUUUGAACAGCAGGUACAAAUUCGUUGGUGAUGGCAAUUUGACAUCAGAUUACAUUUACGAGCAUUGGUGCGAGGACUCGCUCUUUGAGCGAACUUUGAAAUACAACGAGGUUCUCGUUUGGCGCUUGAUGGAUGAAAUGUUGAUGUGCAGCGGAUAUCGCCGCGUCCUCAUCUGGUUCAUUACUCACUUAGAGGUCAAUAGGUCCAUGAUUGAAUACAUAUUCACUCUGAUAAUGGGUGGAAGAGGAGAACCAAAAGGUUCGAAUGGGGGCCAGAACAAACCAAAGGAGAAAGCGGCUUACGAUCAAGUUACAUUUUCGAGGCAAGGGUCACUGCAACUCUCGGAGGUGGAAGUAAAAAUGCUCUUGCAAGAAAUUCUCACGAACUUUGCGAUCUUCUUUUCGAAGUACGGACGCGAAACUGCUGAGAUUUCGGACACCGAAAUUCCGGAAGAAGAUCCUGAUCAUGGGAUACCGCCAAGAAUCCUGGGUUUCAUGAGAUUAGUAUGCCUCAUGAUCAAGCGAUUGAUGGCAGAGAAAAAAUUCGAUUUCGAUGACCCCGACUAUAUAUUCGAGCUGCAAACUUUGUUGAUGAGUUGGAUCUGCGUUUUGCCAGACGCCCGCGAACUUUUUUUCGAACUCAAAUCGAUGACUGUUGAGGAGUCUCACAAUGAAGACGCCAAGACUCCAGAACGCUCAAUUGCGAGGCCUUCGAGCGAAAAGACGGAUGUGCUUGACGUCACCACACCAAGCUGGAGCACCAUGUCCGAAAACAGCAGCGUGGGUUCUGCUGUAUCGAUUUACAAUGACAAACUGCUUGCACUUCUGCCCGCGGUUGGUGGAAGUCAAAACAGUGCGGUGAUCGCUUUACGCAAUUUCAUCAGCAAGCAUUCACUCACAAUGAAGACUGCGGUUCUUGGUCGUCGCGUGGUCUCCCAAGAUGACGAAAUUUUGGGGAUGUACAUGUCCGACCGAGAAAUGGAUAAUCGCCAAUUCUUGGCAGAAUUUGGUAUUGACUACAACGAUUUCCAGGACGGAAUCUACGACGACGAAUUCGACUACAAUUAA